Saccostrea cuccullata (small rock oyster) is the source of this 2355-nucleotide messenger RNA. Its product is annotated as lysine-specific demethylase 6B-like. The record is from RefSeq and is a predicted model, not a curated record. The transcript has 8 exons. Lineage: Eukaryota; Metazoa; Mollusca; Bivalvia; Ostreida; Ostreidae. The coding region runs from base 132 to 1121 and encodes 329 amino acids.
UGGCGACGAGCGCCCAUGAACAUGAAAGAUGCCCGGAUGUCACGAUCGUCACAUGAUCAAAAUAACGGCCCCGAUAGAAAAUAAGGCGCUCUAUUUGAAGAGAAGACAGAAGAAGUCUGUUCAAAAGAAAUAUGGCGGGAGUUGAAGAUAUGGAUGAAUUUGAUGCACCAUGUGACAUGACAGCUGCGUACUGUUCUCAAAUAACGGAGGAGGACUACGAAAAUCAGACGAUAUCCGAGACGGAGAAAGCUUUACAGAAUCUUAUAGCAUUUAUGGAAAAAAAUCCAGGUGUCUACAAGAAUGUUCUGAAGAAGAAAAUUAAACAAGAAAAACCUCUGAAAUUUCUAAAGGUGAAAAUGAUGACACUGAUAAAGGGAGAAGAAAAUGUUGAUUUUAUGACAGACAAGGAAUGUCAACGUAAGAUGAAGGAGCUAACGUCAGGCAUGAGUCGCGUGUUUGACUACAAUCUGGAAUCAAAAGGAAGAAGACAAUCCAAACGUUUAGCAGAAAAACAGCAGCUCUCUGAACCAACAACAAGCACAGCGUCACCCAAAACAAGGGGGAGGCAAUCCAAGAAAGGAUCAAACUCCAAAUCUGACAAGAAAAAGACAACAUGUCAGGAGAAGAGUGAAGAGACAGCCUGUCCCCCAGUACCUGUCCCACCCCCUCCCCCACCACCACCACCCCCACCCCCGCCAGUCAUCCCAGCACCACAGAAACGUCAAAGGAGGGGCAGUCAGGACGGUACCCCGCUAAAGGAGAUAGAUCUUCAGGUCAAUACUCCUUUGAGCUUGAAAAAGAAAGAACCUCCCAAUGAAAUGGGUUCCACUACCUCGUUAGAUUCCAUUGGGUCAUUAAGCAGUCUUCAUCAGGAACUGAUGUCCUUUAAUCCACAGAAACGACUUAAAACAACAACCAAUGAAAGAUCCCCCGGAGGUACCCCUGUAAAGCCACGCCCUCCCAUCAAAGAGACCCCUCCCCAGACCCCCGCCACCCCCACAGAGUCCAUCUACAGAUACUGGCUCAACAGUCUCCAUAACAAGUUCCGUAACGUCCUGUCCCCGGGAUCUCAAAGUCCGGUCAGUGAUCCCAGCAGUCCUAACGGAUUCUCCCCUCAAUAAGGACGGGGGUCAUCCACACUAUCAAUAGGGACAUACUCAGAAAAUACAGGGACAUCAGUGCAGUGGUACAUGUCUAUAGAAAAUGAUUCAGUAAUAAUGUAGAAAAUCCAAUAACACAUACAUAUGCAUCCAAUGUACUUAUACAUUAUGAAUAUUUUGACUUGCUUUAAUAUGCACAAAUGUUAUUCAAAUAUCUGUUUGUUUGUUUUGAAUGGAAUGUUUUUGUAGAAAGCCCUGAACAGUUUUUCAAUUAUGUUUAAACACUUAUUGAUACAUAUAUUUCACUUAUAUGUAUAAUUUGGUUGUUGUUUGCUUUAUGUUUUGUUUAGAGUAGGCUGAUCUUUGCUUUAUGUGCCAUAGAUUUAUAUCCAUAUUUAGCAUUUUCCUGACCUAAGGUCUGGUAAAUGACGAUCUGUUAUAAAUCUUAAGUUUUGUUUUAUAUUUUGUUAUAGUACUAGUAAGCAAUUGUUUGACUAAGUUUCUUGUUUCUGUAUUUACUUUUUAAAAGAAUUUUAUUGUUUUUAAGACUGUUUGAAAAAGAUUUCAAGACCAUUUUGUACGAUCUACAUAAACAACUAGUGAAUUUCUGUCAAAUUUUUGUCUUUCAACCCAUAAGGUAAUUUGGAAAACAGUGUCUUUACAUUCAGUGUAUGUAUUAAAGAAAAGAAAAUACUAUAAAUGUUGACAUGAGCACAAAUAAAUUACUACUGUAUAAAAUGUAUUCCACCUUAAAGCAUGUUUCACUUCCUGUUAAUAUGCCUGCAUGAAAAGAAGUGGGUCAACUUUUUAAAUUGGUCAAAGUUAGUGAUCUACAAAAUGACACGCUGAAUGUGUUAGAUGUUAUAUUUAGAUUGGAUCCCAUUUUGACUGCAACCUGAAAGUGACAAUACCAAUGGGGUUAUCUCUAGUUUACCAAUUACAAUGUAGUCUUCAUUAUUUUGUUUGUAUACAGUGUUUUAUAUUCGAUUUGCUUUUAUAAAUUCAAACCGAUGUAUGCUAUUUAAUUUGAAAACUUUCCACUCUGGAAUAGUUUUCAUAUCUGAGUGGUAUUUUUCCCAAUGUUAGCUUAUGUAUUACUAAAGUUAGAGACACCUACUUUUGAUUUUGUAAAUUCCUGUGGAAAUAAAUUUCCAGACAAACUUUUGGUUCAAUUUAUGAUUGGCAUCAUCUUUAUACAAGUAAAUACCAUGUAUAUGUAGAUGUGUGGAAGAGAUACUUGCAUCAAGAUUUUUUU